Vombatus ursinus (common wombat) is the source of this 1431-nucleotide messenger RNA. RefSeq names its product calcium-binding mitochondrial carrier protein SCaMC-1-like. Gene Ontology annotation, biological process: transmembrane transport. The coding region runs from base 1 to 1431 and encodes 476 amino acids. Gene Ontology annotation, cellular component: mitochondrial inner membrane. The transcript is spliced from 10 exons. Gene Ontology annotation, molecular function: calcium ion binding; ATP transmembrane transporter activity. The record is from RefSeq and is a predicted model, not a curated record. NCBI's taxonomy places the organism in Eukaryota, Metazoa, Chordata, Mammalia, Diprotodontia, Vombatidae.
AUGCUCCGCUGGGUGCGUGGCUUCGUGCUAACCUCCAGUAGCGACGAGAAAGACAAAGAGUCCAACUGCCGCUAUGAGUACCUCUUCUGGCAGCUGGACCGCGACGGGGACGGGAAGGUGGACAUUGUCGAGCUUCAAGAGGGUCUCGGGAAGUUGCACUUCUCUCUAGGCAAAGAUGAGCAAAAUGAUCUCUUAAGUGCUGGUGAUACUAACAAGGAUAACCAGCUAGAUUUUGAAGAGUUUAUGCAGUACCUUAAAAACCAUGAGAAAAAGAUGAAGUUGGCAUUUACUAGUCUGGACAAAAAUCACGAUGGAGUAAUUGAAACUUCAGAAAUUAUCCAGUCUCUCAAGAUACUAGGUAUAGACAUUUCUGAACAACAGGUAGACAAAAUUCUUCAAAGCAUUGAUACUGAUGGGACUAUGUCAGUGGACUGGAAUGAAUGGAGAGAUUACUUUUUAUUUAACCCAGCAGAGAACAUGGAGGAAAUUGCCCGGUUUUGGAAACGUUCUACUGGGAUCGACAUAGGGGAUGGUAUAACCAUUCCUGACGACUUCUCAAAAGAAGAAAGAGAAUCUGGCAAGUGGUGGAAACAUCUGCUGGCAGGUGGGAUAUCGGGUGCAGUUGCCAGAACUUGCACAGCACCCCUAGAUCGGCUGAAAAUCAUUAUGCAGACCCAGGAUGUACACUCAAAGCAUCUUCAUAUUGUUGAUGGAUUUAAGCAUAUGUUGAAAGAGGGAGGCAUCUUAUCCUUUUGGAGGGGAAAUGGUGUGAAUGUUUUAAAACUUGCACCAGAGACGGCUAUUAAGGUCUUAACAUACGAACAGUAUAAGAAGUUGUUUACUCAUGACAGUACCAAAGUUGGCAAUAUUGAGAGAUUUGUUUCUGGUUCUUUGGCUGGCGCGACUGCACAGACCUUCAUCCACCCCAUGGAAGUUAUAAAGACCAGAUUGGCUCUAGGCAGAACUGGACAAUACUCAGGGAUGUUUAAUUGUGCCAUACAAAUUGUGAAGAAUGAACCCCUUGGAACUUUUUACAAAGGCUAUGUCCCUAAUUUUCUGAGCAUCAUUCCUUAUGCUGGCAUAGAUUUAUCCGUCUAUGAGAUUUUGAAGAAUUAUUGGCUAAAUAAUUAUGCCGAAGACUCUGUAAACCCUGGUGUAUUGAUGUUGCUGCUAUGUAGUGCCUCAUCUAACUUUUGUGGUCAAUUAGCCAGCUACCCUCUGAACCUAGUGAGAACUUGGAUGCAGGCCCAAGCUUCCAUACAAGGAGCUCCACAGAGGAACAUCUAUUAUUUCUUUCAAGAAAUAAUUGUCAAAGAAGGGCUAACAGGCUUAUUCAGGGGCAUCACUCCCAACUUUGUGAAGUUCUUUCCAGCAGUUGGCAUCGGCCGUUUGGUGUUUGAAAAAGUGCAAAAAAUUUUGGGAGCAACCUAG